Molecule: messenger RNA, 900 nt
Organism: Aphanomyces astaci
Lineage: Eukaryota; Oomycota; Saprolegniomycetes; Saprolegniales; Verrucalvaceae
Exons: 3
Coding region: 1-900 (299 amino acids)
Biological process (GO): glycerophospholipid catabolic process
Molecular function (GO): phosphoric diester hydrolase activity
Source: RefSeq, a predicted model, not a curated record
AUGCUGCAGUUGUACCUGAAAUACAACUUGAUUUUGUGCAUCUGUACGCUGAGCCGGUCCCAGUUUGCACCAGAUGGGGGGCGUACGGAAGGCCAAGUGGCGGCUGCCAUCUUGUCGAGCCAAGAAGGUUGCUGUCAUGCUGUGGUGGGCGAAGCGGUGUUUCAAUACCUCCACGUGUUACCCCAUUCCCAUCCUGCCAACUUGAUCCAUCGAUCCAAGCAGCAACAGCAGCAGCUGUCCCAUGUACCAACCAAGGCAUUGGAUAUUGGGCAUCGAGGCCUUGGCCGGUCUUACUACCAAAAACUUGGGCACCGCUUGUCGUGGAUUCGGGAAAAUACGCUGCCGUCGUUCAUCGUAGCGGGGGCUGCCGGCGCCGACAUGAUCGAGUUCGACGUCCAGCUGUCGAGAGAUCGCGUGCCCGUGAUCUACCACGAUUUCUUUCUCCAUGCCAAGCUCGGCCACCGCGUGCUUCAUGCGACCAUGAUGUCCAAGAUGGGGCUACACGACUUGACAUUGGCGCAGCUGAACCAGGUCGAGUGGCGCCACUGCAGCCAGCCGAAUCCGUCGCGCCUGCGCUCGCUGCUUCGAAAGCACUGGCUUUCGAUCUUGGCAUUAGCCCAACCUCCUCCUCCAUCUUUGUCAAGUAGCGUCCAACCACGUCCAUCAAACUCGAAUGGGACCAAAUAUGUGACGACGGGUGGCUCCUGUGACAGCGUUUCGCCAAUGCAAGCGUUGUGCGAUGCGUUUCCAACGCUGCGAUUGGCGUUCGACCAUGUGCCUCUCCAUGUGGGCUUCAAUAUUGAGAUCAAAUACCCCGCGGACAACUCGACCCGCCAUCUUACGGCGUUGCCGUCGUUUGAGGUAUUGUCGAUUUCGUUGAUAUUGGCACAAAUCUUUUGA